Messenger RNA from Microthlaspi erraticum, 897 nucleotides. The record is from the annotation of a GenBank genome assembly. NCBI's taxonomy places the organism in Eukaryota, Viridiplantae, Streptophyta, Magnoliopsida, Brassicales, Brassicaceae.
AUGAAAUUCAAUCUCCAAGGAUUCCACAACGAUAACGACAUUGUUGAUCCAUCUAUAAAGAUAGUAAGUGUACUUGGCCACGUUGAAAUAUCUAAACUCUUUCACUGCCACGGUUUAGUGUUAUGCGUUACCAAAGACCACCCGGGGCUCUUGAUGUGGAAUCCCUACUUGGGGCAAACCAGGUUGAUCCAACCCAUGAACUCUUUCAGCAAAGAUGACAAGUAUGCUUUCGGAUACGACAACAAUAAAGGUUACCACAAGAUCUUGAGGGGUACUUAUGGCAGAAAAGUCGGCUAUCUCUGGUCGGAGAUAUAUGAUUGUAACUCUGAUUCAUGGAGGGUUCUUGAUGUCAAUUCAGACUGGGCGAUGAUAAGUUAUCUAAGCAUCGUGUCUCUCAAGGGAAACACUUACUUUCUUGCUCAAGCAAAGAAUGGUUCUUUACAUUGUUUUGAUUUUACAGCAGAGAGAUUUGGACCGCUUCUUCCUCUUCCUUUUCAGGCGUACGUUUCUGGUUCAGGAUCUGUGGCUUUAUCUUGUGUUACAGAUGAGCAGCUUGGUUUUUUAUAUCGACCCAAUGAUGAGACAAUAGUGAUUCAGAUUACGACUAAGAUUGGUCCCGAUUCAGUAUCGUGGAGCAAGUUCUUGGAAGUGGGUACUAAACCCCUCCCUUGUCAAUCUUGGACUUUCUUUACUGAUGAGGCCGAAAAGAAGGUCCUUAUUGUUUCCAGUUUCCGAAAUUCUAGAAAGACAUGUUGCUACCAAACAGCUUACAUCAUUGGAGAAGAUGGAUACUUCAAAUCUGUGGAUACUGGAGAAACUCGGAUUAGCGAAAAAGUUAUGUACUAUAACCCGGUUGUGUUCUCUUCUUAUGUUCCAAGUUUAGUGCAACUAAAAUAA